Molecule: messenger RNA, 28692 nt
Organism: Plasmodium falciparum 3D7
Lineage: Eukaryota; Apicomplexa; Aconoidasida; Haemosporida; Plasmodiidae
Gene: Pf11-1
Product: gametocyte-specific protein
Source: RefSeq, a predicted model, not a curated record
AUGAAAAAGGAGAGUUAUAGGUUUUUAAAUAUUUCUAUAAAUAAUGGAAGUGAUAAAAAAAAAAAAUCUAAUUUUUUUGUAAAAAUAAAAAAUGGAACAGAUUUAAAAGAUACUAAAAAGGACAGGAUAAGGUUUCAUUUUUAUUUUUAUUUUUUUAUUGUAAAAAUUAUUCUAUUAUCCCUUUUGAUAUGGACAGUGAUAUAUUCUAAUAAUUGUUCCAAUGGAAAAUACAAGAGUACAUUGUAUAUUGUGGGAAAUCAUUUACGCUUUAGAGGAUUUAGAAUAUUAGCAGAAAAUGAAUACGAGAUGAAAACAAAAUACAAAACAUUGAUGGUAAAUAUUGAUGAUAAUGAUUUAGGAAAAAGAGGAAAUAAAAUAAAACCGAAACAUAAGAAGGUUGAAAUAAACUUAAACGAUAAUAAUUUAUCUAAUAAUGAAAGUAAGAGAAAAAGUAGGAGAAAAAAAGUGAAAGUAAAUUUAAAAGAUAAUUUGGCAAAAAGAGAAGGGAAAAUGAAGCGGAGGAAUAAGAAAGAAAAGAGGAGGAAAGAAAAGGAUAAUAAAAAAAUGAACGAAUUAAAGUUAAAAAGAGAAUAUAAAGAAUCAUACCUUUUAGAUAAUAAGUCAGAUAUGGAUGUUAUAAGGAAUGAUAAAUUUUCCUAUUUUACUUUAUAUAAAAAUAAUUUGUUUCCUAAUUCUAAUAAUUAUUUUCUGCACAUGUUGAAGACUUAUGAUGAAGAAAAUAAAGGCAUAGAUGAAAAUACAGAUAUAAAUGAAAAUGUUGAGGAAAAUGAAUAUGUUGAUAAAAAUACAGAAGGAGAUAAAGAUGGGGAUGAAGACAAAGGUGGCGGUGAAAGUGAGGGAGGCGAUGGACAUGGAAGUGCAGGGGAUAGUGCAGGAGGUGAUAGAGGUGGUGAUGAAAAUAAGGAUAAAGAUAAUGAGGAAAAUAAAGAUAAAAAAGGGAAUAAGGAUGAUGAUGACGAAGAAGAAGAAGAGGAAGAAGAAGAUGAUGAAGAGAAGGAAGAAAAAGAUGAGAAGGAUGAAAAAGAUGAGAAGGAUGAAAAAGAUGAGAAGGAUGAAAAAGAUGAGAAGGAUGAAAAAGAUGAGAAGGAUGAAAAAGAUGAGAAGGAUGAAAAAGAUGAAAAAGGUGAAAAGGAUGAAAGUAAAGGUGAAGAAAAAUUUUUGAAAGAAGAAAAAAUGCCAAAAAAGGAAGAAAAUAUGCAAGAUAAAAUAGAAAGAGACAAAGAAUUUGAAGGUUUUAAGGAUGAAUAUUUUACGCAAAUGGAAGGAGGAGCUUAUGGUAUUACCGUUGAACAUGAGGGACAAAAAUUACGUGAAACAUUAACCGAAGGAGUGGAAGGCUAUGAGAAAGUUAUAGAGGAAAUGGAACAAACAAAAUUAGAUGAAUUUUUGUUACCAACAAAUGAGGGGAAAAGUGAUGAUUUUGUAUCUGAAAUGGAAGAGGAAAGACUCUUUAAUUUUGUAUCAUAUAUGGAAGAAGAGGUAAAAGAUAAAAUGUUCAUAGAACGGGAACAAGGAACUGAAGAAGAGGUUAUACAUGAAGAUUUAAGUGACGAAAAAAUUGGUAUAGAAAAAAAGGAACUAGAAACAUUUGUGCAAGAUGUUUCAGAUGAAGUUUUACAAGAUGAACAAUUGAUUGAAGAGGAAAAAUUGACUGAAGAGGAAAAAUUGACUGAAGAGGAAAAAUUGACUGAAGAGGAAAAAUUGACUGAAGAUGAACAAUUGAUUGAAGAGGAAAAAUUGACUGAAGAAGAAAAAUUGACUGAAGAAGAAAAAUUGACUGAAGAGGAAAAAUUGACUGAAGAGGAAAAAUUGACUGAAGAGGAAAAAUUGACUGAAGAGGAAAAAUUGACUGAAGAGGAAAAAUUGACUGAAGAGGAAAAAUUGACUGAAGAGGAAAUAUUUAUUGAAGAAGACAAAAUAUCACCAAAAGAGGUAGAAGAACCACUUGAGGAUGUACUAAUGGAAAAAAUGGAAAAGGAAUAUAAAGAAAUUUUACAUGAAGGAAAAAGUGUAGUAACUCAAGAUAUGGAUGAGAAAUUAUUAUCUGAAAAUCUCGAAGAUGAUUUAAUACCAGAAGAAAUAAUUGAGGAAUUGGUGGAUGAAGAACUUGUUGAAGAAGUAACAGCAGAGGAAAUAGUUGAAGAGUUUGUAGCAGAAGUAGAAAUUGAGGAAAAAAUACCUAAAGAAUUAGUUGAAGAGGUUAUGCCUGAAGAAGAUGUUGACGAGGUUGUACCAGAGGAAUUAGUUGAAGAGGUUGUACCAGAAGAAUUGAUUGAAGGGGUGAUACCUGAGGAAUUAGUUGAAGAUGUUAUACCCGAAAAAGUUCUUGAAAAGGUUAUACCAGAAGAAAUAAUUGAAGAAUUGGUUCUUGAAGAAGUUGUUGAAGAGAUUAAACAUGAGGAAUUAGUAGAAGAGGAGAUACCUGAGGAAGUAACAGAAGAAGUUAUACCUGACGAAGUUGUUGAAGAGGUUAUACCUGAAGAAUUAAUUGAAAAGGUUGUUAAAGAAGAAUUAGUUGAAAAGGUGGUUGCAGAAGAAAUUGUAGAAGAGGUUGUACCAGAAGAAUUAGUAGAAAAGGUGGUUGCAGAGGAAAUUGUAGAAGAGGUUAUACCUGAAGAAUUAAUUGAAGAGGUGAUAACUGAAAAACCUGCUGAAGAGGUUAUACCAGAAGAACUUGUAGAAGAAGUUAUACCAAAAGAAAUAGUUGAAGAGGUACUACCUGAAGAAGUUGUUAAAGAGGUUAUACCUGAAGAAGUUGUUGAAGAGGUUAUACCAGAAGAACUUGUAGAAGAAGUUAUACCAGAAGAAAUAGUUGAAGAGGUUGUACCAGAAGAAUUAGUUGAAGAGAUGAAACCUGAAGAAGUUGUUGAAGAGGUGAUAUCAGAAGAAUUAGUUGAAGAGAUGAAACCUGAAGAAGUUGUUGAAGAGAUGAAACCUGAAGAAGUUGUUGAGGAGGUUACUCCUGAAAAAGUUGUUGAAGAGGUUGUACCAGAAGAAUUAGUUGAAGAGAUGAAACCUGAAGAAGUUGUUGAGGAGGUGAUAUCAGAAGAAUUAGUUGAAGAGAUGAAACCUGAAGAAGUUGUUGAGGAGGUUACUCCUGAAAAAGUUGUUGAAGAGGUUGUACCAGAAGAAUUAGUUGAAGAGAUGAAACCUGAAGAAGUUGUUGAGGAGGUGAUAUCAGAAGAAUUAGUUGAAGAGAUGAAACCUGAAGAAGUUGUUGAGGAGGUGAUAUCAGAAGAAUUAGUUGAAGAGAUGAAACCUGAAGAAGUUGUUGAGGAGGUUACUCCUGAAAAAGUUGUUGAAGAGGUUGUACCAGAAGAAUUAGUUGAAGAGAUGAAACCUGAAGAAGUUGUUGAGGAGGUGAUAUCAGAAGAAUUAGUUGAAGAGAUGAAACCUGAAGAAGUUGUUGAGGAGGUUACUCCUGAAAAAGUUGUUGAAGAGGUUGUACCAGAAGAAUUAGUUGAAGAGAUGAAACCUGAAGAAGUUGUUGAGGAGGUGAUAUCAGAAGAAUUAGUUGAAGAGAUGAAACCUGAAGAAGUUGUUGAGGAGGUUGUACCAGAAGAAUUGGUUGAAGAGGUUAUACCUGAAGAAGUUGUUGAAGAGAUUAUUCCUGAAGAAGUUGUUCACGAGGCGAAACAUGAGGAAUUAUUUGAAAAAACUGUCCCAGAAGUAGAAGUUCAGGAAAUUAUACCUAAAGAAUUAGUUGAGGUUAUACCAGAAGAGGUUCUACCUGAAGAAUUGAUUGAAGAAGUAAUACCUGAGGAAAUAAUUGAAGAGGUUAUACCAGAAGAAGUUGUUGAAGAAGUAAUACCUGAGGAAAUAGUUCAAGAGGUAAUACCAGAAGAUUUGAUGGAAGAGGUUGUACCAGAAGAAAUAAUAGAAGAAAAGAUACUUGAGGAAAUAGUAGAAGAGGAAAUACAUGAGGAAAUAGUAGAAGAAAUAAUAUCUGAAGAAGUUGUCGAAGAGGUAGUACCUGCAGAAGUCGUUGAAGAAAUGAUACCUGAAAAACUAGUAGAAGAAGUUAUACCAGAGGAAUUAGUUGAAGAAGUGAUAUCUGAAGAAUUAGUUGAAGAAGUUGUACCAGUAGAAGUAUUAGAAGAAGUUGUACCAGUAGAAGUAUUAGAAGAAGUUAUACCUGAAGAAGUUGUUGAAGAAGUAAUACCAGAAGAAUUUAUUGAAGAAAUGAUACCUGAGGAAAUAGUUGAAGAAGUGGUACCUGAAGUUGUUGAAGAAGUAAUACCAGAGGAAUUAGUUGAAGAAGUUGUACCAGUAGAACUAUUAGAAGAAGUUAUACCAGAAGAACUAUUAGAAGAAGUUAUACCAGAGGAAUUAGUUGAAGAAGUUGUACCAGAGGAACUAGUAGAAGACGUAAUACCUGAAGAAUUGAUUGCAGAGGUUGUAUCAGAGGAAUUAGUUGAAGAAGAGAUACCUGAAGAAGUACUAGAAGAAGUUAUACCAGAGGAAUUAGUUGAAGAGGUUAUACCUGAAGAACUAGUAGAAGAAGUUAUACCUGAGGUAUUAGUUGAAGAGGUUAUACCUGAAGAACUAGUAGAAGAAGUUAUACCUGAGGUAUUAGUUGAGGAAGAAGUACCUGAAGAACUAGUAGAAGAAGUUAUACCUGAGUUAUUAGUUGCAGAGGUUAUACCAGAAGAAUUGGUUGCAGAGGUUAUACCAGAAGAAUUUGUUGAAGAGGUGAUACCUGAAGAAGUUGUGGAAGAGCUUGUACCAGAGGAAUUAGUUGAAGAGGUUAUACCUGAAGAAAUUGUUGAAGAGGUUGUUGAAGAAGUUGUUGAAGAAAUAAUACCUGAAGAAGUUAUUGAAGAAGUAAUACCCGAGGAAAUAGUUAAAGAAGUGGUGCCAGAAGUAUUGGUUGAAGAGGUUGUACCUGAAGAGAUUGUUGAAGAGGUUGUACCUGAAGAGAUUGUUGAAGAGGUUGUACCAGAAGAAUUAGUUGAAGAGGUUGUACCAGAGGAAUUAAUUGAAGAGGUGAUACCUGAAGAAUUAGUUGAAGAAGUUAUUCCUGAGGUAUUAGUUGAAGAAGUUAUACCUGAAGUAUUAGUUGAAGAAAUGGUACUUGAAGAACUAGUAGAAGAAGUUAUACCUGAAGUAUUAGUUGAAGAGAUGGUACCUGAAGAAGUUGUUGAAAAGAUGGUACUUGAAGAGGUUGUUGAAGAGGUGAUACCUGAAGAGGUUGUUGAAGAGGUGAUACCUGAAGAAGAUGUUGAACAAGUUAUACCUGAGGAACUAAUUGAAGAGGUUGUACCAGAAGAAGUCAUAGAAGAAGUAAUAACUGAAGAGGUUGUAGAAGAGGUAUUACCUGAAGAACUAGUUGAAAAGGUUGUUGAGGAAGAAAUUCUAGAAGAGGUGAUACCUGAGGAAUUAGUUGAAGAGGUUGUACGAGAAGAAUUAAUUGAAGAGGUGGUAACUGAAGAACUAGUUGAAAAGGUUGUUGAGGAAGAAAUUGUCGAAGAGGUGGUACUUGCAGAAGUCGUUGAAGAAGUAAUACCUCAGGAAAUAGUUGAAGAGGUUAUACCAGAAGAAGUUGUUGAAGAAGUAAUACCUAAGGAAAUAGUUGAAGAGGUGAUACCUGAAGAACUAGUUGAAGAGGUUGUACCAGAAGAAUUGGUUGCAGAGGUUAUACCAGAAGAAUUGGUUGCAGAGGUUAUACCAGAAGAAUUGAUUGAAGAGGUUGUAACAGAGGAGUUAGUUGAAGAGGUGAUACCUGAAGAAGUUGUUGAAGAGGUGAUACCUGAAGAAGUUGUUGAAGAGGUUGUACCAGAAGAACUAGUAGAAGAGGUUGUACCAGAGGAAUUAGUUGAAGAGGUUGUACCUGAAGAGAUUGUUGAAGAGUUAUUACCUAAAGAAGUUGUUGAAGAGGUGAUAUAUGAAGAACAAGUAGAAGAGGUUAUACCUGAAGAAUUGGUUGCAGAGGUUAUACCUGAAAAGCUAGUAGAAGAAGUUAUACCAGAAGAACUUGUAGAAGAAGUUAUACCUGAAGAAUUAGUUGAAGAGGUUGUACCAGAGGUUGUUGAAGAGGUGGUACCAGAAGAACUAGUAGAAGAAGUUAUACCUGAAGAACUAGUAGAAGAAGUUAUACCUGAGGUAUUAGUUGAGGAAGAAGUACCUGAAGAACUAGUAGAAGAAGUUAUACCAGAGGAAUUAGUUGAAGAGAUGUUACCAGAAGAAUUGAUUGAAGUGGUUGUACCAGAGGAAUUAGUUGAAGAGGUGGUACCAGAAGAACUAGUAGAAGAGGUGGUACCAGAAGAAGUAGUAGAAGAAGUUAUACCAGAAGAACUAAUUGAAGAAUUAGUACCUGAAGUAGAAAUUGAGGAGAUAUUACCAGAAGAACUAAUUGAAGAAUUAGUACCUGAAGAAAUAAUUGAGGAAGUUAUACCUAAGGAAUUGAUUGAAGAAGUGAUACCAGAAGUAGUUGUUGAAGAGGUUGUACCAGAGGUUGUUGAAGAGGUUGUACCAGAAAUUGUUGAAGAGGUUGUACCAGAAGUUGUUGAAGAGGUUGUACCAGAAGAAAUAAUAGAAGAAAAGAUAUCUGAAGAAGUAGUAGAAGAGGUAUUACCUAAAGAAAUAGUAGAAGAGGUUAUACCUGAAGAACUAGUUGAAGAGGUUGUACCAGAAGAACUGGUUGCAGAGGUUAUACCUGAAGAACUAGUAGAAGAAGUUAUACCUGAGGUAUUAUUUGAAGAAGAGAUACCUGAAGUAGUUGUUGAAGAGGUUGUACCAGAAGUUGUUGAAGAAGAGAUACCUGAAGUAGUUGUUGAAGAGGUUGUACCAGAAGUUGUUGAAGAAGUGAUACCAGAAGAACUAGUAGAAGAAGUAAUACCUGAAGAACUAAUUGAAGAGGUUAUACCUGAAGAAGUUGCUGAAGAGGUUCUACCAGAAGAAUUGAUUGAAGAAGUAAUACCUGAAGAACUAGUUGAAGAGGUUGUACCAGAAGAAUUGGUUGCAGAGGUUAUACCUGAAGAAAUUGUUGAAGAGGUUGUACGAGAGGAAUUAGUUGAAGAGGUGGUACCUGAAGAAGUUGUUGAAGAAGUAAUACCUAAGGAAAUAGUUGAAGAGGUUGUAUCAGAAGAAGUUGUUGAAGAAGUAAUACCUAAGGAAAUAGUUGAGGAAGAAGUACCUGAAGAACUAGUAGAAGUUGUACCAGAGGAAUUAGUUGAAGAAGUUGUACCAGAGGAAUUAGUUGAAGAAGUUGUACCAGAGGAAUUAGUUGAAGAAGUUGUACCAGAGGAAUUAGUUGAAGAAGUUGUACCAGAGGAAUUAGUUGAAGAAGUUGUACCAGAAGUUGUUGAAGAGGUACAAGAGCAAUUAGUUGAAGAGUUUAUACCUGAAGAAGUUGUGGAAGAGCUUGUACCAGAGGAAUUAGUUGAAGAGGUUAUACCAGAAGAACUUGUAGAAGAAGUUAUACCAGAAGAAAUAGUUGAAGAGGUACUACCUGAAGAAGUUGUUAAAGAGGUUAUACCUGAAGAAGUUGUUGAAGAGGUUAUACCAGAAGAACUUGUAGAAGAAGUUAUACCAGAAGAAAUAGUUGAAGAGGUACUACCUGAAGAAGUUGUUAAAGAGGUUAUACCUGAAGAAGUUGUUGAAGAGGUUAUACCAGAAGAACUUGUAGAAGAAGUUAUACCAGAAGAACUAGUAGAAGAAGUUAUACCUGAAGAAUUAGUUGAAGAGGUUGUAUCAGAGGAAUUAGUAGAAGAAGUUAUACCUGAGGAAAUAGUUGAAGAAGUAAUACCUGAAGAACUACUUGAAGAAGUUGUGGAAGAGGUUGUACCAGAAAUUGUUGAAGAGGUUGUACCAGAAGUUGUUGAAGAGGUGAUAACUGAAGAAGUUAUACCAGAAGAAUUAAUUAAAGAGGUUAUACCUGAAGAACUAGUAGAAGAAGUUAUACCUGAAGAAAUUGUUGAAGAAGUAAUACCUGAGGAAAUAGUUGAAGAAGUAAUAUCUGAAGAGGUUGUCGAAGAGGUGGUACCUGAAGUAGUCGUUGAAGAAGUAAUACCUGAGGAAAUAGUUGAAGAGGUACUACCUAAAGAAAUAGUGGAAGAGGUAAUAUCUGAAAAGGUUGUCGAAGAGAUGAUACCUGAAGAACUAGUAGAAGAAGUUAUACCUGAAGAAGUUGUUGAAGAAGUCAUACCAGAAGUAGAAAUUGAGGAGAUAUUACCAGAAGAACUAAUUGAAGAAUUAGUAGCUGAAGAAGUUAUUGAGGAAGUUAUACCUAAGGAAUUGAUCGAAGAAGUGAUACCUGAGAAAUUAAUUGAAGAUGUUGUUCCAGAAGAAAUAGUUGAAGAGGUACUACCUGAAGAAGUUGUUAAAGAGGUUAUACCUGAAGAAGUUGUGGAAGAGGUUUUGCCAGAGGAAUUAGUUGAAGAGGUGAUACCAGAAGUAGUUGAAGAGGUUGUACCAGAGGAAUUAGUUGAAGAAGUGUUACCUAAAGAAGUUGUUGAAGAAGUAAUACCAGAAGUAGAAAUUGAGGAGAUAUUACCAGAAGAAAUAAUUGAAGAAUUAGUAGCUAAAGAAGUUAUUGAGGAAGUUAUACCUAAGGAAUUGAUUGAAGAAGCGAUAACUGAAGAAGUUGUUGAAGAAAUGAUACCUGAGGAAAUAAUUGAAGAGGUUGUACCAGAAGAAGUUAUCGAAGAAGUAAUAACUGAAGAGGUUGUUGAAGAGGUUGUACCGGAAGAAGUUAUCGAAGAAGUAAUAACUGAAGAGGUUGUUGAAGAGGCGAUACCUGAAGAAGUUGUUGAAGAAGUAAUACCUGAAGUAGAAAUUGAGGAGGUAUUACCAGAAGAAUUAAUUGAAGAAUUAGUACCUGAAGAAGUUACUGAGGAAGUAAUAACUGAAGAGGUUGUUGAAGAGGCGAUAUCUGAAGUUGUUGAAGAAGUAAUACCUGAGGAAAUAGUUAAAGAGGUAAUACCUGAAGAAGUUGUUGAAGAAAUAAUAACUGAAGAGAUUGCUGAAGAAAUAAUACCUAAAGAAUUAGUUGAAGAGGUGAUACCUGAAGAAGUUGUUGUAGAGAUUAUACCUGAGAAAUUAGUUGAAGAGUUUGUAAGUGAAGAAUUAGUUGAAGAGUUGGUACCUGAAGAAAUUGUUGAAAAGGUUGUCCCAGAGGAAUUAGUUGAAGAGAUUGUACCAGAGGAAUUAGUUGAAGAGGUUGUACCUGAAGAACUAGUAGAAGAAGUUAUACCAGAGGAAUUAGUUGAAGAGUUUAUACCUGAAGAAGUUGUGGAAGAGGUUUUACCAGAACAAUUAGUUGAAGAGGUGAUAUCAGAAGUAGUUGAAGAGGUUGUACCAGAGGAAUUAGUUGAAGAGGUGAUACCUGAAGAAGUAGUUGAAGAAUUAGUAGCUGAAGAAGUUAUUGAGGAAGUUAUACCUAAGGAAUUGAUUGAAGAAGCGAUAACUGAAGAAGUUGAAGAAGUAAUACCUGAGGAAAUAGUUGAAGAGGUUAUACCUGAAGAAGUUGUUAAAGAAGUAAUACCUGAAGUAGAAAUUGAGGAGAUAUUACCAGAAGAACUAAUUGAAGAAUUAGUAGCUAAAGAAGUUAUUGAGGAAGUAAUAACUGAAGAGGUUGCUGAAGAAGUAAUACCUGAGGAAAUAGUUCAAGAGGUAAUACCUGAAGAAGUUGUUGAAGAAAUAAUAACUGAAGUAGAAAUUGAGGAGGUACUACCAGAAGAAUUAAUUGAUGAAGUAGUACCUGAAGAAGUUACUGAGGAAGUAAUAACUGAAGAGGUUAUGCCUGAAGAAGUUGUUAAAGAAGUAAUACCUGAAGAGAUUGCUGAAGAAGUAAUACCUAAAGAAUUAGUUGAAGAGGUGAUACCUGAAGAAGUUGUUGAAGAAAUUAUACCUGAAGUAGAAAUUGAGGAGGUAUUACCAGAAGAAGUCAUUGAAGAGGUGGUACCAGAAGUAGAAAUUGAGGAAUUAAUACCAGAUGAAGUUGUGGAAGAGGUUUUACCAGAGGAAUUAGUUGAAGAGGUGAUACCUGAAGAAGUUGCUGUAGAGGUUGUACCAGAAGAAGUUAUUGAAGAGGCUGUACCAGAAGAAAUAGUAGAAGAAUUCAUUCCAGAAGAACAAAUUGAAGAGGUUAUACAAGAAGAAAUAAUUGAACAAGUUGUACCAGAAGAAUUAAUUGAAGAAGUUGUACCAGAAGAAAUAAUUGAAGAGGUUAUACCAGAAGAAAUAGUUGAAGAGGUAAUAUAUGAAGAGGUGAUACCUGAAGAACUAGUAGAAGAAGUUAUAGCUGAGAAACUGGUUAAAGAGAUUGUACCAGAACAAGUUCGUGAAGAAGUAACAUUAGAGGAAAUCGUUGAGGAGAUGAUACCCGAAGAAUUUGUAGAAGAGGUUGCACCAGAAGUUGAAAUCGAGGAAAUAAUUCCUGAGGAAUUAAUAGAAGAAGUUAUACCAGAGGUAUUAGUUGAAGAGGCUGUACCAGAAGAACUAAUAGAAAAAGUUAUACCUGAGGUAUUAGUUGAAGAGAUAAUAUAUAAAGAGGGAAUACCUGAGGUAUUAAUUGAAGAGGUUAUACCAGAGGAAUUAGUUCAAGAGGUGAUACCUGAAGAAAUUGUUGAAGAGGUUGUACCAGAAGAAUUUAUUGAAGAAAUGAUACCUCAAGAAGUUGUUAAAGAAGUAAUAACAGAAAAAUUCAUUGAAGAAAUGAUACCUGAGGAAGUAGUUGAAGAAGUAAUACCAGAAGAAUUUAUUGAAGAAAUGAUACCUGAAGUAGUUGUUGAAGAGGUUGUACCAGAGGAAUUAGUUGAAGAGAUGUUACCAGAAGAAUUGAUUGAAGUAGUUGUACCAGAGGAAUUAAUUGAAGAGGUGAUACCAGAGGAAUUAGUUGAAGAGGUGGUAGCAGAAGAACUAGUAGAAGAAGUUAUUCCAGAAGAACUAGUAGAAAAAGUUGUACCAGAAGUUGUUGAAGAGUUCAUACAUGAAGUUGUUGAAGAGGUUGUACCAGAAGUUGUUGAAGAGGUUGUACCAGAAGUUGUUGAAGAGGUUGUACCAGAAGUUGUUGAAGAGGUUGUACCAGAAGUUGUUGAAGAGGUUGUACCAGAAGUUGUUGAAGAGGUUGUACCAGAAGUUGUUGAAGAGGUUGUACCAGAAGUUGUUGAAGAGGUUGUACCAGAAGUUGUUGAAGAGGUUGUACCAGAAGUUGUUGAAGAGGUUGUACCAGAAGAACUAGUAGAAGAAGUUAUACCUGAGGUAUUAUUUGAAGAAGAGAUACCUGAAGAAUUAGUUGAAGUUGUACCAGUAGAACUAUUAGAAGAAGCUAUACCAGAGGAAUUAGUUGAAGAAGUUAUACCAGAGGAAUUAGUUGAAGAAGUUAUACCAGAGGAAUUAGUUGAAGAAGUUAUACCAGAAGAAUUAGUUGAAGAAGUUAUACUAGAGGAAUUAGUUGAAGAAGUUAUACCAGAGGAACUAGUUGAAGAGGUGAUACCUGAAGAACUAGUAGAAGAAGUUAUACCUGAGGUAUUAGUUGAAGAGGAGAUACCUGAAAAACUAGUUGAAGAGGAUAUACCUGAAAAACUAGUUGAAGAAGUUGUACCAGAAGAACUAGUAGAAGUAGUUAUACCAGAAGAACUUGUAGAAGAAGUUAUACCAGAGGAAUUAGUUAAAGAAGUUAUACCGGAGGAAUUAGUUAAAGAAGUAGUGCCAGAAGAAUUGGUUGAAGAGGAGAUACCAAAAGUUGUGGAAGAGGUUUUACCAGAGGAAUUAGUUGAAGAGGUGAUGCUGGAAGAAGUUGUUGAAGAGGUUGUACCAGAAAUUGUUGAAGAGGUUGUACCAGAAGAAUUGGUUGAAGAGGUUGUACCAGAAGUUGUUGAAGAGGUUGUACCUGAAGAAAUUGUUGAAGAGGUGAUACCUGAAGAAUUGGUUGAAGAGGUUGUAAAAGAAGAAUUGGUUGAAGAGGUUGUAAAAGAAGAAUUGGUUGAAGAGGUUGUAAAAGAAGAACUAGUAGAAGAGGUUAUACCUGAGGUAUUAGUUGAAGAGGUUGUACCAGAAGAACUAUUAGAAGAAGUUAUACCUAAGGUAUUAGUUGAAGAAGUUAUACCUGAGUUAUUAGUUGAAGAAGUUGUACCAGAAGUUAUUGAAGAGGUUGUACCAGAAGUUGUUGAAGAGGUAGUACCAGAAGAACUAUUAGAAGAAGUUAUACCUGAGGUAUUAGUUGAAGAGGAGAUACCUGAAAAACUAGUUGAAGAAGUUGUACCAGAAGAACUAGUAGAAGAGGUUAUACCUGAGGUAUUAGUUGAAGAAGUUGUACCAGAAGAACUAGUAGAAGAAGUUAUAUCAGAAGAACUAGUAGAAGAAGUAAUACCUGAGGAACUAGUUGAAGAGGUGAUACCUGAAGAAGUUGUGGAAGAGGUUGUACCAGAAGUUGUGGAAGAGGUUGUACCAGAAGUUGUGGAAGAGGUUGUACCAGAAGUUGUUGAAGAGGUUGUACCAGAAGUUGUGGAAGAGGUUGUACCAGAAGUUGUUGAAGAGGUUGUACCAGAAGUUGUGGAAGAGGUUGUACCAGAAGUUGUUGAAGAGGUUGUACCAGAAGUUGUGGAAGAGGUUGUACCAGAAGUUGUUGAAGAGGUUGUACCAGAAGAAUUGAUUGAAGAAGUAAUACCUGAAGAAAUAGUUGAAGAGGUUAUACCAGAAGAAUUGGUUGCAGAGGUUAUACCAGAAAAACUUGUAGAAGAAGUUAUACCAGAAGAACUAGUAGAAGAAGUUAUACCAGAAGAACUAGUAGAAGAAGUUAUACCUGAAGAAUUAGUUGAAGAGGUCUUACCAGAAGAAGUUGUUGAAGAGGCUGUACCAGAAGUUGUUGAAGAGAUUGUACCAGAAGAAUUGAUUGAAGAAGUAAUACCUGAGGAAUUAAUUAAAGAGGUUGUACCAGAAGAAGUCAUAGAAGAAGUAAUAACUGAAGAGGUUGUAGAAGAGGUAUUACCUGAAGAAAUAGUUGAAGAGGUCUUACCAGAAGAAGUUAUUGAAGAGGUUGUACCAGAGGAAUUAGUUGAAGAGGUCUUACCAGAAGAAGUUGUUGAAGAGGUUGUACCAGAGGAAUUAGUUGAAGAGGUGGUACCAGAAGAACUAGUAGAAGAAGUUAUACCAGAGGAAUUAGUUGAAGAGGUCUUACCAGAAGAAGUUGUUGAAGAGGUGGUACCAAAAGAACUAGUAGAAGAACUUAUACCAGAAGAACUAGUAGAAGAAGUUAUACCUGAAGAACUAGUUGAAGAGGUUGUACCAGAAGAAUUGGUUGCAGAGGUUAUACCAGAAGAACUUGUAGAAGAAGUUAUACCAGAAGAACUAGUAGAAGAAGUUAUACCUGAGGAACUAGUUGAAGAAGAGAUACCUGAAGAACUAGUAGAAGAAGUAAUACUUGAGGAAUUAGUUGAAGAGGUUGUUCCAGAAGAAUUGAUUGAAGAAGUGGUACCAGAAGAAUUGAUUGAAGAAGUGGUACCAGAAGAAUUGAUUGAAGAAGUUGUUGAAAAAGUAAUACCUGAGGAAAUAAUUGAAGAGGUUGUACCAGAAGAAGUUAUCGAAGAAGUAAUAACUGAAGAGGUUGUUGAAGAGGUUGUACCAGAAAAAGUUAUCGAAGAAGUAAUAACUGAAGAGGUUGUUGAAGAGGUUGUACCAGAAGAAGUUAUCGAUGAAGUAAUAACUGAAGAGGUUGUUGAAGAGGUUGUACCAGAAGAAGUUAUCGAAGAAGUAAUAAUUGAAGAGGUUGUUGAAGAGGUUGUACCAGAAGAAGUUAUCGAAGAAGUAAUAACUGAAGAGGUUGUUGAAGAGGCGAUACCUGAAGAACUAGUAGAAGAAGUUAUACCUGAGGUAUUGGUUGAAGAAGAGAUACCUGAAGAACUAGUAGAAGAAGUAAUACUUGAGGAAUUAGUUGAAGAGGUUGUGGCAGAAGAAUUGAUUGAAGAAGUUGUUGAAGAAGUGAUACCUGAAAAAUUAGUAGAAGAAGUUAUACCUGAGGAAAUAGUUGAAGAAGUAAUACCUGAAGAACUAGUUGAAGUAGUUGUACCAGAAGAACUAGUAGAAGAAGUUAUACCAGAGGAAUUAGUUGAAGAGGUGAUACAUGAAGAACUAGUAGAAGAAGUUAUACCAGAGGAAUUAGUUGAAGAGGUGAUACAUGAAGAAAUUGUUGAAGAAGUUAUACCUGAAGAAGUUGUUGAAGAGGUUAUACCUGAAGAGAUUGUUGAAGAGGUUGUACCAGAAGAACUAUUAGAAGAAGUUAUACCUGAGUUAUUAGUUGAAGAAGUUGUACCAGAGGUUGUUGAAGAGGUUGUACCAGUAGAACUAUUAGAAGAAGUUGUUGAAGAGGUGAUAACUGAAGAAGUUAUACCAGAAGAAUUAAUUAAAGAGGUUAUAUCUGAGGAACUUGUUGAAGAGUUGAUACCUGAGGAAGUUGUUCAAGAGGUCAUAACUGAAGAAGUUCUUGAAGAAGUUAUACCAGAAGAAAUAGUUGAAGAGUUGAUACCUGAGAAAUUAAUUGGAGAAGUGGUACCUGAAAAAGUUGUUGAAGAGGUUGUAUUAGAAGAAGUUGUUGAAGAAGUAAUACCUGAGGAAAUAGUUGAAGAGGUCAUAACUGAAGAGGUUCUUGCAGAAGAAAUAGUUGAAGAGUUUGUACCAGAGGAAUUAGUUGAAGAAAUGUUACCUGAAGAGGUUGUUGAAGAGAGGGUACGAGAAGUAGAAAUUGAGGAAAUGGUACCAGAGGUAUUGGUUGAGGAGGUGUUACCUGAAGUUGUUGAAGAAGUAAUAACUGAAGAGGUUGUUGAAGAAAUGGUACCUGAAGAGGUUGUUGAAGAAAUGGUACCAAAAGAAAUAGUUGAAGAAGUAUUACCUGAAGAAGUUGUUGAAGAAGUGAUACCUGAAGAAGUCGUUGAAGAAAUGGUACCAGAGGUAUUGGUUGAAGAGGUUGUACCUGAAGAGAUUGUUGAAAAGGUGGUACCCGAAGAAGUUGUUGAAGAAGUAGUAGCUGAAGAAAUAAUUGAAGAAGUAAUAACUGAAGAAGUUGUUGAAGAAAUAGUACCGGGAGAGGUUGUUGAAGAAAUGGUACCUGAGGAAAUAAUUGAAGAGGUUGUACCAGAAGAAGUUAUCGAAGAAGUAAUAACUGAAGAGGUUGUUGAAGAGGUGAUACCUGAAGAACUAGUAGAAGAAGUAAUACCUGAAAUAUCAGUAGAAGUGGAGAUACCUGAGGUAUUAGUUGAAGAAGUGAUACCUGAAAAAUUAGUUAAAGUAGUACCAGAAGAACUAGUAGAAGAAGUUAUACCAGAAGAACUAGUAGAAGAAGUUAUAACUGAGGCAUUAGUUGAAGAGGUUGUUGAUGUGGUGGUACCAGAAGAAAUAUUUGAAGAAGUAUUACCUGAAGAAGUUGUUGAAGAAGUGAUACCUGAAGAAGUUGUUGAAGAGAUGGUACCUGAAGAGGUUGUUGAAGAGGUUGUACCAGAGGAAUUAGUUGAAGAGGUGAUACCUGAAGAAGUUGUUGAAAAGGUUGUGCCAGAGCAAUUAGUUGAAAAGGUUGUGCCAGAGGAAUUAGUUGAAAAGGUUUUACCAGAGGAAUUAGUUGAAGAGGUUGUACCAGAAGAAUUAAUUGAAGAGGUGGUAACUGAAGAAGUUAUUGAAGAGAUUAUUCCAGAAGAAAUAAUUGAAGAAAUAAUACCUGAAGAGGUUGUUGAAGAGAGGGUUUCUAUAGAAGUAGUUGAAGAGUUGGUACCUGAAGAAUUGAUUGAAGAGGUUGUUGCAGAAGAAAUAUUUGAAGAGGUUGUACCAGAAAAAUUGAUUGAAGAAGUUGUAGCAGAAGAAUUGAUUGAAGAAAUGGUACCAGAAGUGGUUGAAGAAGUUGUUGAAGAAAUAAUACCUGAGGAAGUUAUUGAAGAAGUAAUACCUGAAGAAAUUCGUGAAGAAAUAAUACCUGAAGAGGUUGUUGAAGAAGUUAUUGAAGAAGUAAUACCUGAGGAAUUAAUUGAAGAGGAAAUAUCUAGAGAAAUUGUUGAAGAAGUAAUACCUGAAGAAGUUGUUGAAGAAAUGAUGCCUGAGGAAGUUAUUGAAGAAGUAAUUCCUGAAGAAAUUCGUGAAGAAAUGAUACCUGAAGAAGUUGUUGAAGAAAUGAUACCUGAAAUAGAAAUUGAGCAGGUAUUACCAGAAGAACUAAUUGAAGAAUUAGUACCUGAAGUAGAAAUUGAGGAGAUAUUACCAGAAGAACUAAUUGAAGAAUUAGUACCUGAAGGAGUUAUUGAGGAAGUUAUACCUAAGGAAUUAAUUGAAGAAGUAAUACCUGAGGAAUUAAUUAAAGAGGUUGUACCUGAAGAAGUUGUUGAAGAAGUAAUACCUAAGGAAAUAGUUGAAGAGGUUGUACCAGAAGAAUUGAUUGAAGAAGUAAUACCUGAGGAACUAAUUGAAGAGGUUGUACCAGAAGAAAUGAUUGAAGAAGUAAUACCUGAGGAACUAAUUGAAGAGGUUGUACCAGAAGAAAUGAUUGAAGAAGUAAUACCUGAGGAACUAAUUGAAGAGGUUGUACCAGAAGAAGUCAAAGAAGAAGUAAUACCUGUGGAACUAAUUGAAGAGGUUGUACCAGAAGAAAUGAUUGAAGAAGUAAUAUCUGAAGAGGUUGUAGAAGAGGUGAUACCUGAAGAACUAGUAGAAGAAGUUUUACCUGAGGUAUUCGUUGAAGAAAUUGUACCAAAGGAAUUAGUAGAAGAAGUUAUACCUGAGGAAAUAGUUGAAGAAGUAAUACCUGAAGAACUAGUUGAAGAAGUAAUACCUGAAGAACUAGUUGAAGAAGUUAUAUCAGAAGAACUAUUAGAAGAAGUUAUACCUGAGUUAUUAGUUGAAGAAGUUGUACCAGAAGUUAUUGAAGAGGUUGUACCAGAAGUUGUUGAAGAGGUGAUACCGGAAGUAGUUGAAGAGGUUGUAACAGAGGAAUUAGUUGAAGAGGUGAUACCUGAAGAAGUUGUUGAAGAAAUGAUACCUGGAGUAGAAAUUGAGGAGGUAUUACCAGAAGAACUAGUAGAAGAAGUAAUACCUGAGGAAAUAGUUGAAGAAGUAAUAUCUGAAGAAGAUUUCGAAGAAGUGAUACCUGAAGCACUAGUAGAAGAAGUUAUACCUGAGUUAUUAGUUGAAGAGGUUGUACUAGAAGAAUUAAUUGAAGAAGUAAUACCUGAAGUUGUUGAAGAGGUGAUACCUGAAGAGGUUGUUGAAGAGGUGAUACCUGAAGAAGUUGUUGAAAAGGUUGUCCCAGAGGAAUUAGUUGAAGAAGUUAUACCAGAAGAACUAGUUGAAGAGGUGAUACCUGAAGAAGUUCCUGAAGAGGUUGUACCAGAAGAACUAGUAGAAGAAGUUAUAUCAGAAGAACUAGUAGAAGAAGUUAUACCUGAAGAAAUUGUUGAAGAAGUAAUACCUGAGGAAAUAGUUGAAGAGGUUAUGCCUGAAGAAGUUGCGGAAGAGGUUGUACCAGAGGAAUUAGUUGAAGAAGAAGUACCUGAAGAACUAGUAGAAGAAGUUAUACCUGAAGUAUUAGUAGAAGAAGUUAUACCUGAAGAAAUAGUUGAAGAAGUGGUACCUGAAGAAGUUGUUGAAGUGGUUAUACCUGAAGAAUUUAUUGAAGAAAUAAUACCUGAAGAAGUUGUUGUAGAAGUAACACCAGAAGAAUUGAUUGAAGAAAUGAAACCUGAAGAAUUAUUUGAAGAAGUAAUACCAAAAGAAUUGAUCGAAGAAAUUAUACCUGAGGAAUUAAUUAAGGAGGUAAUUCCAGAAGAAAUAAUUGAAGAGGUCAUAUCUAAAGAGAUAGUUGAAGAAGUGGUAGAAGAAGAAAUAAUUGAAGAAGUUAUACCUGAAGAAAUAGUUGAAGAGGUUGUACCAGAGGAAUUAGUUGAAAAAAAGGUACCAGAAGAAAUAGUUGAAGAGGUAAUAUAUGAAGAGUUUCUUGAAGAAAUUAUGCCAGAAGAAUUGAUUGAAGAAAUGAAACCUGAGGAAUUAAUUGAAGAGAUAAUACCUAGAGAAAUUGUUGAAGAAAUAAUAACUGAAGAGGUUGUUGAAGAAAUGAAACCUGAAGAAUUAGUUGAAGAAAUGGUACCUGAAGAGGUUGUUGAAGAAAUGGUACCUGAAGAAGUUGUUGAAGAAAUGGUACCUGAAGAAGUUGUUGAAGAAGUAAUAACUGAAAAAUUAAUUGAAGAGGUUGUACCAGAAGAAAUCAUUGAAGAAUUAAUACCUGAAGAAUUAGUUGAAGAAGUUAUACCAGAAAAGUUAAUUGAAGAAAUGAUACCUGAAGAAGUUGUUGAAGAAAUGUUACUUGAAGAAGUUGUUGAAGAGGUGGUACCAGAAGUAGAAAUUGAGGAAAUGAUACCGGAACAAUUAGUAGAAGAAGUGGUUCCAGAAGAAUUGGUUGAAAAGGAGAUACCUGAAGUUGUUGAAGAAAUAAUAACUGAAGAGGUUGUUGAAGAAAUGGUACCUGAAGAGGUUGUUGAAGAAAUGGUACCUGAAGAAGUUGUUGAAGAAGUAAUACUUGAGAAAUUAAUUGAAGAGGUUGUACCAGUAGAAGUUAUUGAAGAAGUUGUACCUGAAGAAGUUAUUGAAGAAGUAAUACCUGAGAAAUUAAUUGAAGAAAUAAUACCUGAGGUACUAGUUGAGGAGGUUGUACCAGAAGAAUUGAUUGAAGAAGUUAUACCUGAGGUAUUAUUUGAAGAGGUUGUACCAGAGGUUGUUGAAGAGGUGGUACCAGAAGAACUAGUAGAAAAGGUUGUACCAGAAGAAAUAGUAGAAGAAGUUAUACCAGAGUUUGUGGAAGAGGUAAUAUCUGAGGAAAUAGUUGAAGAAGUGGUAACAGAAGAAUUGAUUGAAGAAAUGAUACCUGAAGAGGUUGUUGAAGAGGUUAUACCUGAAGAAUUAGUUGAAGAAGUUGUACCAGUAGAACUAAUAGAAGAAGUUGUACCAGUAGAACUAUUAGAAGAAGUUAUACCUGAAGAAUUAGUUGAAGAAGUUGUACCAGUAGAACUAAUAGAAGAAGUUGUACCAGUAGAACUAUUAGAAGAAGUUAUACCUGAAGAAGUUGUUGAAGAAGUAAUACCAGAAGUUGUUAAAGAGGUUGUACCAGAAGUUGUUGAAGAGGUUGUACCAGAAGUUGUUGAAGAGGUUGUACCAGAAGUUGUUGAAGAGGUUGUACCAGAAGUUGUUGAGGAGGUUGUACCAGAAGAAUUGAUUGAAGAAGUAAUACCUGAGGAAUUAAUUAAAGAGGUUUUACCAGAAGAAGUCAUCGAAGAACUAAAACCUGAAGAAUUGAUUGAAGAAAUUAUACCUGAAGAAGUUGUUGAAGAAGUAAUACCUGAAGAAUUGAUUGAAGAAAUGAUACCUGAGUUAUUAGUUGAAGAAGAGGUACCUGAAGAACUAGUAGAAGAAGUUAUACCUGAGGUAUUAGUUGAAGAGAUGGUACCUGAAGAAAUUGUUGAAGAAGUAAUACCAGAAGAAUUGAUUGCAGAGUUUGCACCAGAGGAAUUAUUUGAAAAGGUUAUACCUGAAGAAGUUGUUGAAGAGCUUGUAUCAGAGGAAUUAGUUGAAGAGGUUUUACCAGAGGUUGUUGAAGAAGUUUUACCAGAGGUUUUUGAAGAGGUUAUACCUGAAGAAGUUAUUGAAGAGAUUGUACCAGAAGAAGUUAUGGAAGAGGUUGUACCAAAAGAAUUGAUUGAAGAAGUUAUACCUGAAGAACUAAUUGAAGAGGUAAUACCUGAAGAAGUUGCUGAAGAAGUUGUACCAGAAAAAUUGAUUGAAGAAGUAAUACCUGAGGAAUUAAUUAAAGAGGUUGUACCAGAAGAACUAAUUGAAGAAGUAAUAACUGAAGAGGUUGUAGAAGAGGCGAUAUCUGAAGAAUUAGUUGAAGAAGUGGUACCUGAAGAAGUUGUUGAAGAAGUAAUACCAGAAGAAUUGAUUGAAGAAGUUGUACCAGAAGAAUUGAUUGAAGAAAUUAUACCAGAAGAACUAGUAGAAGAAGUUAUACCUGAAGAACUAGUUGAAGAGGUUGUACCAGAAGAACUAGUAGAAGAAGUUAUACCUGAGGAACUAGUUGAAGAGGUGGUACCAGAAGAACUGGUAGAAAAACUUAUACCAGAAGAACUAGUAGAAGAAGUUAUACCUGAGUUAUUAGUUGAAGAGGUUGUACCAGAAGAAGUAGUAGAAGAACUUAUACCAGAAGAACUAGUAGAAGAAGUUAUACCUGAGGAACUAGUUGAAGAGGUGAUACCUGAAGAAGUUCCUGAAGAGGUUAUACGAGAAGAACUAGUAGAAGAAGUUAUACCUGAGGAACUAGUUGAAGAGGUGAUACCUGAAGAAGUUCCUGAAGAGGUUGUACCAGAAGAACUAGUACAAGAAGUAAUACCUGAGGAACUAGUUGAAGAGGUGGUACAUGAAGAAGUUCCUGAAGAGGUUGUACCAGAAAAACUAGUAGAAGAAGUAAUACCUGAGGAAUUAUUUGAAGAGGUGGUACCUGAAGAAGUUCCUGAAGAGGUUGUACCAGAAGAACUAGUAGAAGAAGUUAUAUCAGAAGAACUAGUAGAAGAAGUAAUACCUGAGGAACUAGUAGAAGAAUUUAUACCAGAGGAAUUAGUUGAAGAGGUAAUACCUGAAGAACUAGUAGAAGAAGUAAUACCUGAGGAACUAGUAGAAGAAUUUAUACCAGAGGAAUUAGUUGAAGAGGUAAUACCUGAAGAACUAGUAGAAGAAGUUAUACCUGAAGUAUUAGUUGAAGAAGAGAUACCUGAAAAACUAGUUGAAGAGGUUGUACCAGAAGAACUAGUAGAAGAGGUUAUACCUGAGGUAUUAGUUGAAGAGGUGGUAACUGAAGAAGUUCCUGAAGAGGUUGUACCAGAAGAACUAGUAGCAGAAGUUGUACCAGAAGAACUAGUGAAAGAAGUUAUACCUGAGGAACUAGUUGAAGAGGUUAUACCUGAAGAAAUUGUUGAAGAGGUGAUACCUGAAGAAGUCGUUGAAGAGGUUGUACCAGAGGAAUUAGUUGAAGAGGUUAUACCUGAAGAAGUUGUUGAAGAGGUUAUACCUGAAGAAUUAGUUGAAGAAGUUGUACCAGUAGAACUAGUAGAAGAAGUUGUACCAGAAGAACUAGUGGAAGAAGUUAUACCUGAGGAACUAGUUGAAGAGGUUAUACCUGAAGAAAUUGUUGAAGAGGUGAUACCUGAAGAAGUCGUUGAAGAAGUAAUACCUGAGGAAAUAGUUGAAGAAGUGAUAUCUGAAGAAUUAAUUGAAGAAGUUGUACCAGUAGAACUAUUAGAAGAAGUUGUACCAGUAGAAGUAUUAGAAGAUGUUAUACCUGAAGAAGUUGUUGAAGAAGUAAUACCAGAAGAAUUUAUUGAAGAAAUGAUACCUGAAGAAAUUAUUGAAGAGGCGAUACCAGAAGAAAUUGUUGAAGAGGUGAUACCAGAAGUAGUUGAAGAGGUUGUACCAGAGGAAUUAGUUGAAGAGGUGAUACCUGAAGAAGUUGUUGAAAAGGUUGUACCAGAGGAAUUAGUUGAAGAAGUUAUACCAGAAGAACUAGUUGAAGAGGUGAUACCUGAAGAAGUUCCUGAAGAGGUUGUACCAGAAGAACUAGUAGAAGAAGUUAUAUCAGAAGAACUAGUAGAAGAAAUAAUACCCGAGGAACUAGUUGAAGAGGUGAUACCUGAAGAAGUUGUGGAAGAGGUUGUACCAGAGGAAUUAGUUGAAGAAGUUAUACCAGAGGAAUUAGUUGAAGAGGUGAUACCUGAAGAACUAGUAGAAGAAGUUAUACCAGAAGUUGUUGAAGAGGUUAUACCUGAAAAACUAGUUGAAGAAGUUGUACCAGAAGAAUUGAUUGAAGAAAUGAUACCUGAGGAAAUAGUUGAAGAAGUGGUACCUGAAGUUGUUGAAGAAGUAAUACCAGAAGAAUUGAUUGAAGAAGUUAUACCAGAGGAAUUAGUUGAGGAAGUUAUACCAGAAAAACUGAUUGAAGAAAUGAUACCUGAAGAAUUAGUUGAAGAAGUAAUACUAGAAGAAGUUGUAGAAGAAGUAAUACCAGAAGAAGUUGUAGAAGAGGUUUUACCAGAGGAAUUAGUUGAAGAGGUUGUACCAGAGGAAUUAGUUGAAGAAGUUGCACCAGUAGAACUAUUAGAAGAAGUUAUACCAGAAGAACUAUUAGAAGAAGUUAUACCAGAGGAAUUAGUUGAAGAAGUUAUACCAGAGGAAUUAGUUGAAGAUGUUAUACCAGAGGAACUAGUUGAAGAGGUGAUACCUGAAGAACUAGUAGAAGAAAUUAUACCUGAGGAACUAGUAGAAGAAGUUAUACCUGAGGUAUUAGUUGAGGAAGAAGUACCUGAAGAACUAGUAGAAGAAGUUAUACCAGAGGAAUUAGUUGAAGAGGUUAUACCAGAGGAAUUAGUUGAAGAGUUGAUACCUGAAGUUCUUGAAGAGGUUAUACCUGAAAAACUAGUUGAAGAAGUUGUACCAGUAGAACUAUUAGAAGAAGUAAUACCUGAGGAAUUGAUUGAAGAGGUUGUACCAGAAGUUCUUGUAGAGGUAAUACCUGAAAAAGUUGUUGAAGAAGUAAUACACGAGGAAAUAGUUAAAGAAGUGGUGCCAGAAGAAUUGGUUGAAGAGGUUGUACCUGAAGAGAUUGUUGAAGAGGUUGUACCAGAAGAAGUAUUAGAAGAAGUUAUACCUAAGGUAUUACUUGAAGAAGAGAUACCUGAAAAACUAGUUGAAGAGGUGAUACCUGAAGAAUUGAUUGAAGAGGUUGUACCAGAGGAGUUAGUUGAAGAGGUAAUGCCUGAAGAAGUUGUUGAAGAGGUUGUACCAGAGGAAUUAGUUGAAGAGGUUAUACCUGAAGAAGUUGUUGAAGAGGUUAUACCUGAAGAAUUAGUUGAAGAAGUUGUACCAGUAGAACUAUUAGAAGAAAUUGUACCAGUAGAACUAUUAGAAGAAGUUAUACCAGAAGAACUUGUAGAAGAAGUUAUACCUGAAGAAUUAGUUGAAGAGGUUGUACCAGAAGAAUUGGUUGCAGAGGUUAUACCUGAAAAGCUAGUAGAAGAAGUUAUACCAGAAAAACUUGUAGAAGAAGUUAUACCUGAAGAAUUAGUUGAAGAGGUUGUACCAGAAGAAUUGGUUGCAGAGGUUAUACCUGAAAAGCUAGUAGAAGAAGUUAUACCAGAAGAACUUGUAGAAGAAAUUAUACCUGAAGAAUUAGUUGAAGAGGUUGUACCAGAGGAAUUAGUUGAAGAGGUGGUACCAGAAGAACUAGUAGAAGAAGUUAUACCUGAAGAACUAGUAGAAGAAGUUAUACCUGAGGUAUUAGUUGAGGAAGAAGUACCUGAAGAACUAGUAGAAGAAGUUAUACCAGAGGAAUUAGUUGAAGAGAUGUUACCAGAAGAAUUGAUUGAAGUGGUUGUACCAGAGGAAUUAGUUGAAGAGGUGGUACCAGAAGAACUAGUAGAAGAGGUGGUACCAGAAGAAGUAGUAGAAGAAGUUAUACCAGAAGAACUAAUUGAAGAAUUAGUACCUGAAGUAGAAAUUGAGGAGAUAUUACCAGAAGAACUAAUUGAAGAAUUAGUACCUGAAGAAAUAAUUGAGGAAGUUAUACCUAAGGAAUUGAUUGAAGAAGUGAUACCAGAAGUAGUUGUUGAAGAGGUUGUACCAGAGGUAUUAGUUGAAGAGGUGGUACCAGAAGAACUAGUAGAAGAAGUUAUACCUGAGGUAUUAGUUGAGGAAGAAGUACCUGAAGAACUAGUAGAAGACGUUAUACCAGAGGAAUUAGUUGAAGAGGUGGUACCAGAGGAAUUAGUUGAAGAGGUGAUACCUGAAGAAGUUGUGGAAGAGGUUUUACCAGAGGAAUUAGUUGAAGAGGUUGUACCUGAAGAGAUUGUUGAAGAAGUUAUACCAGAGGAAUUAGUUGAGGAAGAAGUACCUGAAGAACUAGUAGAAGAAGUUAUACCUGAAGAAGUUGUAGAAGAGGUUAUACCUGAAGAAGUUCCUGAAAAGGUUAUACCAGAAAAACUAGUAGAAGAACUAAUACCAGAAGAAGUUGUAGAAGAACUAAUACCAGAAGAGGUUGUUGAAGAGAUGGUUCCUAUAGAAGUAGUUGAAGAGGUAGUUCCUACAGAAGUUCUUGAAGAGGUCAUACCUGAAAUAGUUGUUGAAGAGGUUGUACCAGAAGAAUUAGUUGAAGAAGUUAUACCAGAGGAACUAGUAGAAGAGGUGAUACCUGAAAUAGUUGUUGAAGAGGUUGUACCAGAAGAAUUAGUUGAAGAAGUUAUACCAGAGGAACUAGUAGAAGAGGUGGUACCAGAGGAAUUAGUUGAAGAGGUUGUACCUGAAGAGAUUGUUGAAGAGUUAUUACCUAAAGAAAUUGUUGAAGAGGUGAUAUAUGAAGAACAAGUAGAAGAGGUUAUACAUGAAGAAUUGGUUGCAGAGGUUAUACCUGAAGAAGUUGUUGAAGAGGUUGUACCAGAGGUUGUUGAAGAGGUUGUACCAGAAAUUGUUGCAGAGGUUAUACCUGAAGAAGUUGUUGAAGAGGUUGUACCAGAGGUUGUUGAAGAGGUUGUACCAGAGGUUGUUGAAGAAGUUAUACCUGAAGAAGUUGUUGAAGAAGUAAUACCAGAAGAAUUUAUUGAAGAAAUGAUACCUGAGGAAAUAGUUGAAGAAGUGGUACCUGAAGUUGUUGAAGAAGUAAUACCAGAGGAAUUAGUUGCAGAGGUUAUACCUGAAGAACUAGUAGAAGAAGUUAUACCUGAGGUAUUAUUUGAAGAAGAGAUACCUGAAGUAGUUGUUGAAGAGGUUGUACCAGAAGUUGUUGAAGAAGAGAUACCAGAAGUAGUUGUUGAAGAGGUUGUACCAGAAGUUGUUGAAGAAGUGAUACCAGAAGAAGUUGUAGAAGAACUAAUACCAGAAGAGGUUGUUGAAGAGAUGGUUCCUAUAGAAAUAGUUGAAGAGGUAGUUCCUACAGAAGUUCUUGAAGAGGUCAUACCUGAAAUAGUUGUUGAAGAGGUUGUACCAGAAGAAUUAGUUGAAGAAGUUAUACCAGAGGAACUAGUAGAAGAGGUGGUACCAGAGGAAUUAGUUGAAGAGGUUGUACCAGAGGUUGUUGAAGAGGUUGUACCAGAGGUUGUUGAAGAGGUUGUACCAGAGGAAUUAGUUGAAGAGGUGAUACCUGAGGUAGUUGUUGAAGAGGUUGUACCAGAAGAAUUAGUUGAAGAGGUGAUACCUGAAGAACUAGUAGAAGAAAUUAUACCUGAAGAAAUUGUUGAAGAGGUUAUACCUGAGGAAUUGAUUGAAGAGGUUGUACCAGAGGUAUUAGUUGAAGAGGUGAUACCUGAAGAACUAGUAGAAGAAGUUAUACCUGAAGAACUAUUUGAAGAGGUUGUACCAGAAGAAUUGGUUGCAGAGGUUAUACCUGAAGAAAUUGUUGAAGAGGUUAUACCUGAGGAAUUGAUUGAAGAGUUUGUACCAGAGGAAUUAGUUGAAGAAGAAGUACCUGAAGAACUAGUAGAAGAAGUUAUACCUGAAGUAUUAGUUGAAGAGGUUAUACCUGAAGAAUUUGUUGAAGAGGUGAUACCUGAAGAAAUUGUUGAAGAAGUUAUACCUGAAGAAAUUGUUGAAGAGGUUAUACCUGAAGAAGUUGUUGAAGAGGUGGUACCAGAAAUUGUUGCAGAGGUUAUACCUGAAGAAGUUGUUGAAGAGGUUGUACCAGAGGUUGUUGAAGAGGUUGUACCAGAGGUUAUUGAAGAGGUUGUACCAGAGGUUAUUGAAGAGGUUGUACCAGAGGUUGUUGAAGAGGUUGUACCAGAGGUUGUUGAAGAGGUUGUACCAGAGGUUGUUGAAGAAGUUGUACCAGUAGAAGUAUUAGAAGAAGUUAUACCUGAAGAAGUUGUUGAAGAAGUAAUACCAGAAGAAUUUAUUGAAGAAAUGAUACCUGAGGAAAUAGUUGAAGAAGUGGUACCUGAAGUUGUUGAAGACGUAAUACCUGAAGAAUUGAUUGCAGAGGUUGUAUCAGAGGAAUUAUUUGAAGAAGAGAUACCUGAAGAAUUAGUUGAAGUUGUACCAGUAGAACUAUUAGAAGAAGUUAUACCAGAAGAACUUGUAGAAGAAGUUAUACCUGAAGAAUUAGUUGAAGAGGUUGUACCAGAGGAAUUAGUUGAAGAGGUGGUACCAGAAGAACUAGUAGAAGAAGUUAUACCUGAAGAACUAUUUGAAGAGGUUGUACCAGAAGAACUAGUAGAAGAAGUUAUACCUGAAGAAAUUGUUGAAGAGGUUAUACCUGAGGAAUUGAUUGAAGAGUUUGUACCAGAGGAAUUAGUUGAAGAAGAAGUACCUGAAGAACUAGUAGAAGAAGUUAUACCUGAAGUAUUAGUUGAAGAGGUUAUACCUGAAGAAUUUGUUGAAGAGGUGAUACCUGAAGAACUAGUAGAAGAAGUUAUACCUGAAGAACUAUUUGAAGAGGUUGUACCAGAAGAACUAGUAGAAGAAGUUAUACCUGAAGAAAUUGUUGAAGAGGUUAUACCUGAGGAAUUGAUUGAAGAGGUUGUACCAGAGGUAUUAGUUGAAGAGGUGAUACCUGAAGAACUAGUAGAAGAAGUUAUACCUGAAGAACUAUUUGAAGAGGUUGUACCAGAAGAAUUGGUUGCAGAGGUUAUACCUGAAGAAAUUGUUGAAGAGGUUAUACCUGAGGAAUUGAUUGAAGAGUUUGUACCAGAGGAAUUAGUUGAAGAAGAAGUACCUGAAGAACUAGUAGAAGAAGUUAUACCUGAGGUAUUAGUUGAGGAAGAAGUACCUGAAGAACUAGUAGAAGAAGUUAUACCAGAGGAAUUAGUUGAAGAGAUGUUACCAGAAGAAUUGAUUGAAGUGGUUGUACCAGAGGAAUUAGUUGAAGAGGUGGUACCAGAAAUUGUUGAAGAGGUUGUACCAGAGGAAUUAGUUGAAGAGGUGAUACCUGAAGAAGUUGUGGAAGAGGUUUUACCAGAGAAAUUAGUUGAAGAGGUUGUACCAGAAAUUGUUGAAGAGGUUGCACCAGAAGUUGUUGAAGAGGUGAUACCUGAAGAACUAGUAGAAGAAAUUAUACCUGAGAUAUUAGUUGAAGAGGUGGUUCCUAUAGAAGUAGUUGAAGAGGCGGUACCUGAAGUAGUUGUUGAAGAGGUGGUACCUGAAAAGAUUGUUGAAGAGGUGGUACCAGAAAAAGUAUUAGAAGAAGUUAUACCUGAGUUAUUAGUUGAAGAAAUCGUACCUAUUGAAGUUGUAGGGGAAAUAGUACCUGAGGAAGUCGUUGAAAAAAUCGUACCUAUGGAAGUAGUUGAAGAAUUAUUACCAGAAGUAGUAGAAGAAGUACCACAUGAAAUAGUAGAGGAGGAAGUUGUUAAAGAGGUGAUACCAGAAGAUGAAAAGAAAGUAGAGAUUGUAGAAAUAAUUAUUGAAGAAAAAGUGGAGAAAAUACCAAAGAAAAAAGUUAUAGAGAAAAAGAAGGAAAAAGAAAAAAUUAGGAAACCCAAAAAAAAGGUGGAAAAAGAAAUUAAACCUAAAGAAGUUAAAGGUGUGAAAGGUAAAUUAAAAAAAGAUGUAAAGGCUAAGCAUCUAAAGGGUUCUAAAGUUAAAAUUACAGAAGACAUUCAGAAGAAAAUGGAAGAUGAUAUCAAAGAAAAAAUCAUGGAAAAGGAACUUAAGGAAGAAAUAAAAGAUAAGGAAUAUUUAAGAAAAGUUAUACCCAAAGAAGAAAAGAAAGAACCAAUACCAAAAAAAGGAAAAUCUGUAGAACCAAAAAAGGAAAAGCAGGCUGGAGUUAAAAAAGAAAAAGUUCCGGAAACUAAAAAAGAAAAAGCUCCAGCACCUAAGAAAGAAAAAGUUCAAGCACCUAAAAAAGAAAAAGUUCCAGCACCUAAAAAAGAAAAACCAGCAGUACCGAAAAAAGAAAAAGUUCCGGAACCUAAAAAGGAAAAAGUUCCAGAACCUAAAAAAGAAAAAGCUCCAGCACCUAAGAAAGAAAAAGUUCAAGCACCUAAAAAAGAAAAAGCUCCAGCACCUAAAAAAGAAAAAGCUCCAGCACCUAAAAAAGAAAAAGCUCCAGCACCUAAAAAAGAAAAAGCUCCAGCACCUAAAAAAGAAAAACCAGCAGUACCGAAAAAAGAAAAACCAGCAGUACCGAAAAAAGAAAAAGUUCCGGAAACUAAAAAAGAAAAAGUUCCAGAAACUAAAAAAGAAAAAGUUCCAGAAACUAAAAAAGAAAAAGUUCCAGUACCUAAGAAAGAAAAAGUUCCAGCACCUAAAAAAGAAAAAGUUCCAGCACCUAAAAAAGAAAAAGUUCCAGCACCUAAAAAAGAAAAACCAGCAGUACCGAAAAAAGAAAAAGUUCCGGAAACUAAAAAAGAAAAAGCUCCAGAACCUAAAAAAGAAAAAGCUCCAGAACCUAAAAAAGAAAAAGCUCCAGAACCUAAAAAAGAAAAAGCUCCAGAACCUAAAAAAGAAAAAGCUCCAGCACCUAAGAAAGAAAAAGUUCCAGUACCUAAGAAAGAAAAAGUUCCAGCACCUAAGAAAGAAAAAGUUCCAGCACCUAAGAAAGAAAAGCCAGCAGUACCGAAAAAAGAAAAAGUUCCUGAAACUAAAAAGGAAAAAGAAAAGGAUUCACAACCAAAGAAGGAAAAGGCAAAGGAAACAUCACGUCCUCCAAAGAAAGAAAAAGAAAAGGGGAAAUAA